AUGGUCCGUAAAUCUAAGACCAAACCUUCGAAGAAAAGGGUUCAAAAUGCUUUAGAAAUUGCCCAGCGGGAAUUAAAUGGCUCCAGCGACGAAGAAAGCGGGUUCUCGCGUGAUCUGCGUCGUAACGGAACCGUUAUUAAUCCUCAUAGAAGGAGCUCUGAUGCCGGGGACGAUAGCACUGAGGACAAGUUCGAAGACGAAGAAAUUGACUCGGAUGAAGCCCUGGGCUCAGAAGACGAGUUUGACGUUAUGAACUCGAAAUUUUCUCAAACCAUCAGAGACCGUAAGAAAACCGCCAAAAAUGGUGACUUGCCUUCAGACGACGAGGAAGACGAAGAAGGUGGUUACACAUCGAUAGACGAAGAUGAUCUCAUGCCUCUAUCGGCAGUCUGGGAUUUGGACGACAAAACUAAUUCGGUCCAGGACUCGCUCAAUCUUGUUGACGACGAUCAGGAAGAGGAAGAAGAAGAUGAGGAAGAAGAGGACUCCAGUGAAGAUGAAGACGACAGUGAGGACGAUGAAGAGGACGAAAACAAGUCCGAAGAUCCGUUUGAUGAGAUAUCAGAGGGCGAGGACAAUGUGGAGCUCAACACUAUCACCGCCAACUUGCGUAAAGACACCGAGAAAAACCAGUACCGUCGGUUGAAUAACGCAGCAAUAGGCGAAGAAAACGAAUUCGCCCUGCCCUCGUUUGCCAAUGACCGUAAGAAACUCAAUCUUGCUGAUAUGGUAAAUGCAAUCGAUGAUAAAGAAGCGAUCGAGAAAGCCGGACUCGUAAAGGGCAAGACUCAAGCUCUAAACGUUCCUCUACCUCAGCGUAUUCAGCAAAGACACGAUCGUAAGGCUGCGUAUGAAAUAUCCAAGGAUGAAGUCAAUAAGUGGAGAGACGUCGUGCAGCAGAACAGACAAGCGGAGCAUCUAUCUUUUCCAUUGAAUCCACAAACGCAACACAAUGAUGGAACCAUGUUCACUCCCUCGGAGAGAGCUGUUGGCACAGAACUUGAGCAAAAGGUGGACUCUCUAUUGGAAACCAGUAAGUUGGCCGACCCCGUAAAGGAAUCUACCUUUGAAGAGAUUGCCACAGCCAAAAUGUCGCCCGAGGAGAUGAAGAAAAGAACAGCCGAGGUAAGACUUAUGCGCGAGCUGAUGUUCCGCGAGGAAAGAAAGGCAAAGAGAAUUAAGAAAAUCAAGUCCAAAGCUUAUCGUCGUAUUAAGAAGAAGGAAUUGCUUAAGAACAAAGAACUGAUAGAAGAAUCAGAGGAAGAAAGUGAUAACGAUCGCGACGCUGCAAGGGCUCGCGAAAGAAUGAGUUUGAAGCACAAAACCACCUCCAAGUGGGCUAAGGAUAUGGUUAAGCAUGGCAUGACAAAAGACAAACAAACAAGGGAAGAAAUGGAGGAAAUGCUGAGACAGGGCGAGCGUCUGCGGUCCAAGAUAGCAGGCCAUGAAUCUGGUAGCGAAAGCGACAGCGGGCUCAGUGACAUCGAGAACUCUGAGAAUUCGAGGAAUGCCUCGGAAGAGUCUAAGUUGCGUGAUAAUCUUGGAAAGACUGGCGUCAUGAAUAUGGCGUUCAUGAAAAACGCAGAGGCAAGGCGUGCGGAGGCCAACAAAGAGUCCAUUGCUCAACUCAGAGACUUGGAAUCUGGCAACGACGGAACAAGUCUCGACAAUGAAGAAGUCCGUGGUGCUAACGUUACCAUUAACGCGGGGAGAAGAAUCUACGCUCCUGGGACAGAAGACAGCAAAUUGGAAGCUGAUGAGGCUGAAAAAGCUGCUGAACAGGACCUCAAAGAUGACGACUCAAGGUCUCUAGUCAACCAGAUGACUAAGAAAUCUAACAAAAAGAAUGGUGCGAAGAGCGGUAAAAGCCCCAAGACAAAAACGAACAAAUAUGAAGAGAAUGAGGAGCUCAAUCCCUGGUUGGUCGGGAGCGGGGAUGAGAGUUCUACCAAGAAGUCUAAUAAGAUUAACGUUAUAGACGAACACAGCUCAAAGUUGGCCAAGAGCGCGAACAAGAUAGCCAAAAAUCAAGCUAAGCGUAGCGCGCAAGCCUCUAAAAAAGGUUCAGGAACUGAAGAGCAACUUUUGGAUGUUGACAGCACAAAUAAGAUGGAUCUUGUUGACCCAUACUCCCAGCAAGAAGAGGACAUAGAUGGUUUCAUGUUUAAACAGCAAGAAGUCAUAGCAGAGGCUUUCGCUGGUGACGAUGUUGAGGACAAGUUUCAGCAGGAGAAGAAGAGAGUUGCUAUCGAUGAAGAUGACAAGGUAGAAGACGUCACGCUUCCCGGCUGGGGCGACUGGGCUGGUGCUGGAGCUGCGCCCACGAAGAAGCGCAAAUUCAAGACCACCAAAGGUACUGUUGAAAAGGACAAACGUAAGGAUAAAAAUUUGAAAAAUGUGAUAAUCAAUGAAAAGGUGAACAAGAAAAACUUGAAGUAUCAAUCCUCGGCUGUUCCUUUUCCAUUUGAAAGUCGAGAACAAUAUGAGAGAUCUCUGCGAAUGCCUUUGGGUCAAGAAUGGACUUCGCGGACCUCUCAUCAACGCAUGAUUAAGCCAAGAAUCAUGACGAAACGUGGAACAGUCAUUGAUCCAUUGAAAGCACCAUUCAAAUAA
Messenger RNA from Lachancea meyersii CBS 8951, 2613 nucleotides. The record is from the annotation of a GenBank genome assembly. Lineage: Eukaryota; Fungi; Ascomycota; Saccharomycetes; Saccharomycetales; Saccharomycetaceae.